Messenger RNA from Anthonomus grandis grandis, 876 nucleotides. RefSeq lists its product as uncharacterized. Bases 33 to 824 code for a protein of 263 amino acids. Lineage: Eukaryota; Metazoa; Arthropoda; Insecta; Coleoptera; Curculionidae. The record is from RefSeq and is a predicted model, not a curated record. The transcript is spliced from 5 exons.
UUCGUAAUAGUUUAAAAUAAAAUUGAGAAAGGAUGAGGUCUCUAGUAAUAAUUAUCGGUUUGGCAGCAUGUGUGGCUGGUGCUCAAGUGAAACUAAUCGAUGGAAUAACUCCUAAAGUCUUUCCACCAGUUGAAUUUAAAGAGGCACAUUUACUUAAUUGGAUAGAACUUAAAAAAAUUGCUCUGGAACAUGGCGGAGAAGUUACAGCUGGACAUAUAGAGGCUGAUGUAACUGAUUAUGUCAUCAAAAUUAUGAAAAAUUUGCAAAAUGUAAUUGUUCAGCUGGGGCUAGAUCCUAUGGGGCUGUCCAACCAAACCAUAAAGUUAAUUCCUACAGGCAAGUUGGACAUAUAUGAUGGUUGGCUUAGUGAUCUCUCUACUAUAAACAUUUCUGAUUCAGUGCUUGUACGAUAUACUCAGGAGACCGAUAUUUUGGAUCUUACACUGCCUUUGGCAUUUAAAUCUCUUCUGAUCACGUAUGACUACCAUGUGAAAAUCGUCCUAUUAAGCAUUAAAGGAACAAUUGACGCAAAAAUUAAGCAGGUCAAGUGUAACCUGCGUUUGGGUUUUAAUUUGACGUCUUAUCAUGCUUUUGUUGAUGAUGUUGACAUUACCGAUUCAGGAACCAUCACAUUCAAAUUUACUGGGCUAGGACUUCUCGACUGGAUAAUUAACUUAUUAACAGGGGUAUUGACAACCUUGUUCCAUUCGAUCAUUUUGGGAGUAAUUAAUGCAGUUAUUUAUGUACCGGUUAAUAGUAUUGUUGAUGUGAUUAACACUGCUAUUGAUAAUGUUUUCCACAAUAAUUCUACCUCAUUAAUUUAGCUGUAUUAUCAUUAUUUACAAGUUUAAAAGGUGUAAUAAAUACUUUUUGUUA